AUGGGUUCCGAAUACCUGGUCAACGUGUCAGUAUUUGCAGUGGCAGGCCUAAAGGCGCCAGGCGAUGGCGCUGGGAUGCCAAAUCCCUUCGUCACAGUCGAGGCACUCGAUCAGAAGAGGUCUACACAGGUCAUUAGCGGUGCAUCGGCUUGCACCUUCAACAACUUUUACAGUUUCUCAAAGCACACGAGCGAAGACGACUUCACGGGUGGAGAUGCCGUCGUGGUGGUGUACCAUAAGAAGAAUAGCUUCGGAUUUACGGACAAGCUGGGUCAAGUCACAUUCAGCCUGGAGAAAGUGUACCAUCAAGACGGGCAUGUGGUGCCAAAAGACUGGUUCGUGAUCGUUUUGCCGGACGAUCCAGGCAAAGGGUGCGGCUAUGUGGAGCUGUCCAUCGGCGCCUACGCACCAG
This is a messenger RNA of Symbiodinium sp. CCMP2456, 412 nucleotides long. The record is from the annotation of a GenBank genome assembly. Lineage: Eukaryota; Dinophyceae; Suessiales; Symbiodiniaceae.